AAUGUAGUAGCUCUCUGAGCGGCAAAAGCGAAUCGAAGACCUCGAAGGCUUUCAGGCUGAGCAAACUUCCAACAUAGCUAAACGAGACGCGGAGAUCGAAAGGAUGAAAGACCGAGUGGAGAUACUCACGGAGCAACAGAAUUCUCUACGCAGCCAACUCGACGAAGCACUUCGAAAGUCAUGCAGCUUCGAGGGUGAGCUCUUGAGAACCACGACAGACAGUCAAGUGUCUCAACAGAUCCUGCAAGACAGUUUCUCUGCCCUUAAGACUGAGCUUGCGAGUAAAGAGGAUAAUUUUCAGGCUGUGAAAGAAACCCUUUCUUCCAUCCAAAAGCAACUCGGGAGGAAAGAAGCGGAGUGCCAGGAUUUACAGAAUAACCUUCACGAAAUCCAAGGUGAGCUCCGUAGGAACGAAACGGAGCGACAGGACUUGCAAGAUAACCUCUCAUCGCUUCAAGACAAGGCCACGGAGAACGAAGAGGCACAGCAAAACUUGCAAGACAGUCUUUCAACCAUCCAGAACAGACUCACGGGCAAGGAAGAGGAGUAUCGGGCCCUGAGUAGGGAACUUGAGGAGUCAAACAAUAUCCGAGAAAAUCUUGAGUCUGGCAAGUCGAAGGCAAAAUCGGAAAUCCAUGCCUUGCUCAAGCGAGUACAAGAGGCAGAAUCCGCAGCGAAGCUGAUCAGAGAAACACUCCAUCGGAUGAAUAUCGCGCAGUUGGACCAACCAUUGCCGGAGAUAAUGGAUCAGCUAGAGAAGUCAUUCCAGGCAGCCAACUCGAGCCAAAUGGCAAUUGUAGGUGAAAUCGCAUCUCAAGUGAGGACGCCUGAAACAUCGGCAAGAGUUGUAAAUCUUCGAACGAACGUCAAUUCUGGCAACCAAGAAGUGCACACGGAUUCAGAGGAGAAUGAACCUAAGACGCCUAUAAACCAUUAUGACGAACCUUUGCCGUUGAAGCAGGGUGGGGAAAUUGUUCCCUUCUCAAGUAUAGCAGUGUCACCUACCCACUGCGCCGUCGCAGACGGAGAACCGUUUGAUUUCUCUUGCAUGCUUAUGCAGACCCCCGAAAGAUCAUCGGUGCAGCAGGAACUCAGGGUCCCCCCGAGACCGGAAAAGGAAGCCCCGCCAAUAGAAAUUAUCUCGAGGGAAAGAUCCCAAAGCACAGAUCUCAUUCUUGGAGUGAGGCGUGUUUUAAGUGCCCAAGGGCCAACUAAAGUGCGCACACAAGACCAGCAUCUGGGCAUUCCAAUAGAUCAAGCUCACCUCCAGCCAAAGGACCCAGUCCCAACGCGAAAAGUCUCUUUUGUGGCCGGAAAUACAGCUGCAGAAACAGAUAGUGUUCAAGUCCCGGAUUCGCAAGAGAAAAAUAUCCAAAGCAAUCUUUUGGAGUCAUCACUUAACGGAGACAGCCUAACACGAACCAAUCGAUGGACGUACAGUAAACGCCAGCGGGAAACGUCGACAAAACGGCAAGAUGCAGCGACCAGCGAGAAAUCAUAUUCUCAGUCUGAAGUUCAGCAGGCACACAACAAUAAAAAAGUGAAGACUUUUGCGGAACCGUUUGCGACUGGGAGCCAGGGAAGAGCAGGGCCAGAACUUCAUGAUCGUCGCAAGAGUCCUACCAGGCUGGCUUCCGGAAGUAGUCGCGCUUCGUUGGAUCUUCCAGUCAUCGAACAGAAACCCAGACGGAGGUCAGGGCGAAAGACACGAGGUAAGCGACAUGGCUUUUGAUGAUUGUGCGAACCCUAACUCCAUAGGUGACAAAUACAAUGCUCGGUUUAGUCAGGCUGCCUA
This is a messenger RNA of Aspergillus versicolor CBS 583.65, 1795 nucleotides long. RefSeq lists its product as uncharacterized. The record is from RefSeq and is a predicted model, not a curated record. The transcript has a single exon. NCBI's taxonomy places the organism in Eukaryota, Fungi, Ascomycota, Eurotiomycetes, Eurotiales, Aspergillaceae. Bases 104 to 1732 code for a protein of 542 amino acids.